CGUCUUCUCAGGGGGCGCUUCCCCGGGGAAGGGCUGGGAAGGGCUACCUACCUAUCCGUACCCUUCGGUGAGAUAUUAACCUCCCUGGGCCUGACCUGAGGUGAACGAUGAGGUGACCACCUGGAACUCCAGACACGUGGGAUGUGCCGUAAUGCAGUUUAGCGGCGGCGGCCCUCAACCGCAGCGUUUCCCCCUUUUCUGGGGGGGGGGUUUAUUCCAUUAUCUUUAUUAUUUUGGCGUUUCGGUUGAUCUCCUGCGCACCCGUCGAAUUCAGUCUUCACCCACCUUGAUCACAAUUACCAGAAGCUUGUUGGUCACGACUCAAAAAGGUCCGAACGGGAGCACUGGAGAGCUGUCCAUGACCUUGGUGCUUGCUGGCUUGAAUCUUUUGCCUCAGGCAACCCAAUCAAGACCCAUACCCUCGGUGUUCUUCCGCCACACUGACUGGGAGAGAUCAGAGAGGAUGGGGCCGCGAUGCGAUGCGACAUGGCUGUCUCUUGUUUCAAACUGGCUGCGAAUGGCAUGUCCAACUGGGCGGUCGCUGACAUUCCUUGUCCGUAGAUCUCUCGAUGUGCCAUGCCUCAGGGUGCAGAUACUGCCAACAAUAGGUGGUUGACUCUGACGAUACAGAGCCAUAGAGCAUUGCAGUCCAAACGGGGGAUGCCCGCACACUUCUUCCGGUUGCUUCCUCGGUCUCUGACUUACCAUGACAUGCGCUGCCGCCGGAUCGCACCGUGUCUCUUUGCUGGCACAGAGUGCAGAAACAUAAUAAUGUGGGAAAGGCAUCAACCCUCGCGAAGCUUUGUCCGAAGCUGCAUCACGUUACGCAACAGCAUGCGAUGCACACAUCUGAGUGCGUUUAUCUGAUAGCCGACAGUCACAGUCGAUUUCGAGGGGGCUUG
Messenger RNA from Colletotrichum phormii, 902 nucleotides. RefSeq lists its product as uncharacterized. The record is from RefSeq and is a predicted model, not a curated record. The coding region runs from base 152 to 616 and encodes 154 amino acids. NCBI's taxonomy places the organism in Eukaryota, Fungi, Ascomycota, Sordariomycetes, Glomerellales, Glomerellaceae. The transcript has 2 exons.